ACCAGAGUCGCAUCAAUAAAAACCCUGAACCCUUUUCCUCAGGAAUUCAAAAUCAAUUUCAUCAGUGUCACACUUGGAGUGCUUUUAACUCUCCCACUCACUAACAUUGUCGUGAUUCUCGGAUUAUGCUCUAGUUUAAUUUCUUCGCCAUGGUUGCUUCGAGGGAUGUUCAUGAGAUCGUCUCCAAGCUCUCGUCAGAUAAAGCCAAGACUCGCGAAGAUGGUGUCAAGUUAUUGAAUACAUGGCUCGAAGGGGAAAGGUCAAUCACCUUUUGUAGAUUUCUUUCGCAAAACACUGCUAAGCUUAAGUUGGACGAGAUUCCAAAUGCUGAAACGUGGCCCUUUUUGGUUAAACUUCUCCUUCAAUGUGUCUCAAUGGAGGUGUCAGGUAGUAAGCGACGGAUGCCCAAGCCAACUUUUGCAAAGACGCUUCGUGUUGUUAUUCAGAGAACAGAAGAAACUAAGUUUCCUGGUGUACAAUUUCCUUUGCUAUCUAUGGCUAAGACCCUUUUUACACAUGUACAUGAUAUCUUGAGCAAUACACCUAGCUUUCAGUCAGAGUAUGGUACCAUACUCCGCCAUCUUUUGGAAAUUAGGGAGUACCGUUUCCAAAUGAGGAAGCGCACAUAUUCCAGUUUGGUGCUGCUAUACAUGGAAAGGGCUGAGGCAGGUUUUAGCGAGAAAAACAGUGGUCAACAUAGCCAGAAGGAGGAGGCGUUUCGUUAUAUUCUUACGCUUCAGUCACUUCUAGAGAACUCCCCUGGUGAUUUUCCUGAUGACCUCCGAGAAGAAAUUGUGAAUGGCCUCAUUAACAUCUUCUCUUCUGUAAGAGAUGAGGGAAAGCUUUCACGCAAGCUUAUUGAAUGUGUAAAUACGUUCUUGCUGAAGGAUGGUCCUAAUUUAGGCUCUUUAUCAUUGGAAAUUCAUAAUGCGGUUGAACAAUUUGUGUUCCGUUGCUGGUUAACAACCCAUGAUAAAAACCUCAAGGAGAUACUUGCUUCUUAUGGAAGACUACAGUUAAAUUUGACAAGGGGUUCUAGUGAAUCUAGUUCUCUGGUGGAACAACUUUUGGACGUGGUUACUCGUGAAUUGGAUCUUGGUAGUUCAUCAACUUCUGCAUCAUGGGGUGAUACAACAAAGGAUGAAAAGUUAGGGGCAUUGAACAGCUAUCAGAAUAGCUUGGUUGAGCUGGCUGCACAUGUGUUCUACCGGGCAUGUGUCAAUACAUCUAGACCAUCACUGUCAGAGAAACGAGCUCGUAGGCAACAUAUUGCGAUGCGUAUGGUGGAUGCACUAACUGAAGGAAAAUGGCUAUGGUGUGCUGCUUUUGGUUGUCUAGUUCGGAAUUAUUGUGCUCGCAUCAAUAUGGAUCUCCUUAUUUACUGGUUUGAAGCCAUCUGCACAAACUUUCAGAGACUUUUGGAGGAUGCCAGUAUGAGACGUUCUUAUGAUGGUCUACUAUGGACUUUGAGGAGUUUGCAAGGGCUCUCCUCUGGUUUGUUACUUCCAGAUACUACUAUGGACAUAUCGAAGUCAUCUGCUUCCUCAAGUGAGGGAAACCUGCAAGAUGAUUUACAUCUUCGACGAAAUCUUCUUAGAGCAGUUUGUGCCCCUCUAAGCUGGAAGGUUCGUUUGACUCUAAAUGAGAGAAUGGUUCAGCUUCUACCAGCAGCUGCUUUUUCCCUAUGUGCUGGUUUCAAGACUUCACUUCCAUUACCUAAGGAACAUCUUCCAACACCAUCUGAAUGGGAUGUCUGUGAACAGAUAGAUGAUGUUGAUCUAGAAAGAAAUUUUGGACUCUUUGAAUGCUCUGUGGAGGCUCUAACAAGAGUUUGCUCAAAUUCUAGCAAGAUCUCUGGUUGCCAAGUUCCUGACGUGAUACAACUACCUCUGGUAUUAAGGGAUCCAUUGCUUCAUGACAUGGAUAUCUAUUUUCUUAGCAUUACUCCGGAGGUCAAGGAGAAAGGACCAUUGUCUGACAUCUUUAUGGGAUGUGCUCUGUUGUGUCAUUUUAUGCAUGGUUCUUACAUCGCAAGGAAGGGUAAAGGAAGCAGUUCGUUCUUCUUAAAGGCAUGCCAGUAUUUGUUAGAAGGCCUGGAUCAUGCUGUUGAAGCAGUUUCAAAGAGCCUCAACGAUCUUCAAAGGCUUGGUUCCCUAGGGUUUGGCUCAGAUUUUAAUGAGAAAGGUUCUGUAAUAGUUUCGUUGAGGUCCCUUACUCAAUCUCCUGUCUUCAGCAACGGAAGAGACCAAAAUCUUCUUGGCGCUAGUUAUGAUGCUGUAAUUCAUUCCUUAGAGAACCUUUUGCGGUCUUUUGCUAAAGUCUAUGGAGAAUAUACUGAGCACGCAUGGAAUACACAUUCAGACACUGUACCUUCUAAAUCGUUUGCACUUGAUUCCCCAGAAGUUGGCAGGAUUGUGGAUAUGGAUUUAGAUUUAGCUGAAGACACUAAAGAGAGGGAUAUUAUAACUGUCGGUGGAAAAGCUGUACCUGGCCUGCCCGUUUCUACGGGGAACUGGAAGUUGGGCAUGGUAUCGCUUAUCUCAUGUUUUUCUCCAGUACUUCAAUUUCCUACAUGGGAUGUUCUAUAUAACUUAUUGGAGAAGGAAUCUGAUCCUAAGGUGCUGGAAAAUAUACUGUAUCAUCUAUGCAAGCUUUCAUGCUUGACUUCUAUGCCGAAGGUUGAUGAUUUGGUUAUUUUCUUGGAUGGCAUGCUUAGCACACAAGUAAAGAUGAAGCGUAACUGUCUCAAUAUAGUCACUGCUCUGCAUGUUUUACUUCAUACUUUAUCAUCCUCGAGGAUGGAUUCUUCUGGAGUUGGAAAAAGUUGUGGUUUGUCUCUGAAAGAAGGAGAAAGUUUUCAGGUCUUUGUCCAACUUGGCGCAGUGGUGAAUAAAGUUUCUGAAUUUGGUCUCUUGGGAUGGUUUGGGCGUGUCAAGCUGAUCAACUGUAUAUGUGAUCUUGUCUUACUUAAUCCUCAGACUGGUCAGACAAUGAUUGAGCGACUUUUGUUGAUGCUAAAUGACUCUGAUUAUCGAGUGAGGUUUGUCCUGGCAAGACAAAUUGGGAUUUUAUUCCAGACGUGGGAUGGCCAUGAGGCAUUAUUCCAAGAUAUUUGUUCCAGCUUUGGUAUUACAUUAGUAACCUCCUCAAAGGAGAAACUAGUUACCGCAAAGGAUGUUUUGGCUGCUGGUCCUCAGCCUCGCCAAAAAAUGGAGACUGUCAUCAUUACUCUUAUGCACCUUGCUUAUCACAGUGAGAACAUAGAGUUGCAAGCUGUUUUUAUGAUGUGCGCUGUUUCAGCUAUAGAUCCCUGUCAGAGGGAAUUAAUCAUUGCCGCACUUGACAAUCUAUCAGCACAACUCCAUUACCCAUCUAGGUUCAAGUAUCUGGAAGAACUCUUGGGCCCGAUCCUUUUUUUCUGGAUUGCAUGUGGUGUCAGUUUAGCUGGCCUUAUUGAGACAAGCCAGCUGUUCAUUCCAAACGCUGAACCGAAAUAUUUCAUCCACUUUUGUUCCCACUGGCUGCUUCCAGCUCUUCUAUUGCAUGAAGAUCAUACUAACCUUGACUGGGUAGCUAAGAUGGCUGCCCAACCGGUGGUUGUUUUGGUCAAAGAAAAUUUUGUGCCAAUAUUUUCGAUAUGUAUGGGUUUGCACUGUAGUAAAACGUCAGAAUGUGAUAAAGGUGCAAUGGUGCUUCAGAAUUCAAUAUUGUAUGUUGGUGAGAUCAGCGAGAGUGAGAGGGACAAGCUGAUUAAACAGAAUAUGGUGUCUAUUGUUAGUUUUAUUUUAUCAUGCGCUUCGUCUUCACCAGAACCUCCAGUUCCUGCUUUUUCUCGUGAUACUAUUUCACUUGCAGUUCAAACAGUUGUGGAUGGUUUUCUGGAAACCACUGAUUAUCCUAAGAAUGCGGCCAUCACUGACAGGAUAAACAUUUUUCGCCCGGAUAGAGUGUUCAUGUUCAUUACAGAAAUGCACUAUAGAAUGUCAGCUGCAUGCCAUCAUCGGCAUACACGUCAUCAUUUGGCCGCUCUUGAAGAGCUUACAAUUCUUCUUGGUCAUAGAGCGUCAGUUCCAAGUUCCUUAAAUUACAUAUUCAAUCUUGUUGGACAAUUUAUCGGCUAUCCCUCACUACAAGACCAGUGUUGUAGUAUAGCGUCCUGUUUACUGGAUUUGUUCAAAAGCAAUCCGGCCAAAGAAAUUGUUAGUGUACUAGGUGACCAACUCCAGUUUUUGGUCUCAAAGCUGGUUACAUGCUGCAUUGAUGCUGAAGCAGAUAUCAAAAUUUCUGGUUCUAAGUCAUCGCAACUCGUUAAUUUGCUACACAAGCUAGUUGUUAGUUCAGAUUCUUCUCUUGAUGAAGAUAUCAGAGAUUUGGAACCACUCCCGGAUUUAAAAAUUUUCCAAGUCAUUCGUGAAUCACAUAUCAAGAUAUGUGAAGCAUAUUCUCCAAGGAAUCAUCUGUUGAAGUGUGCUCGAAGAUCUUGUUAUCUUCCACCAAGAUUCCUUUCCAGGAGUCUCCAAGCACUGCAUAACAAGCUCAUAGCUUCUGAAGUUUCUCAAGAAGACACAAAUGGAGAAACUGCAGAAACAUUUUGGCAGUCUGAUGAUGAAAUUGUAAAUGCUGUUUGGACUCUUGUCCGAGUGUCUGCCUCUGAUGAAGCAGAUAGUAUGAGACUUUUGGCGUCUGAUUUCCUUUCCAGGGUUGGUAUUAGGGACCCCCACACUGUUGUUUUCCAUCUUCCUGGGAAGUUAGUCUCCAUGCCUGAUCUUCAAGUUAUUGGCCAUAAUACUGGAUCAAAAGUCAGAUCUUUGACUGAGAACGGCAUAUCCGAUGAAACCGUUAUCACACUGCUAAAUUUUUUGAAGAAGUAUCUUUUGGAUGACUCCGUAAAGAUUAUUGAUGUAACAUCACAAACCCUUCGGGUGCAUGGUAGGGGCGUGAACCUUGACAUUGUGGAAAAGAUCUUAUUGGAUAGCCAAAAGCAGUUCAAAGAACUUUUCACUGGAGACGCCAGAAGUGUGGUCCACAGAUAUAAAACCUUUGAUAGAUGGAUUUGCCAGCUUGUGUACUGUAUGAUCGCUUUAUGUGAGGAUGUCCCAAUAAGGUUAUGCCAGAACAUAGCAUUGCUGAAAGCUGAAAUAUCUGAGCUUCUAUUCCUAGUGUUAUUAAUUCAAGAUCUUGUUCCACAGCUGCUAAGAUUAGAGAUGUGGAAACUGCACCAAAUGGAAUGGCAGCGUCCAAAACUAACUAAUUGGGAGAAGGUUUAUUGGCUUUCCAUUGAUUAUCUUGUUGUUGCCAGAUCAGCAGUAUUACCGGAUCAUGUUGAGAUACUUGUGUCUGCAAUAACAAGAAUAAACGAGCCUGACAGCUUAUAUGGGGUUAUACAUUCAAAUAAGUUGUCUGCUCAAAUAAUCACAUUCGAGCAUGAGGGAAACUGGACUAGGGCACUCGAGUAUUACGACUUGCAAGCACGUUCACAGAAACUGGUGGUGCCUGGUAGCCUUUCUGAAAAUCUAGAGGUGGAACAAUUUCAGCCAACAACUAGUACAUGGAAUUCUGUUUUUGGUGAAGGAGAGGUCCAGAGACAACCGUUCAAAGGACUCAUUAGGUCGUUGCAGCAGACAGGCUGUAUGCAUGUCCUGGAUUUGUAUUGCCGAGGCUUAACUUCCCGAGAAGGAUACUUUCAGUAUGAUCCAGAGUUCAUCGAAUUGCAGGAAAAUGGGAUUUUUCUUUACUUUAUCCGCAAACUCAUUGCCAACCUCUGCAACAUGCGAAGAAACAAUAAUUAUCAUGAAAGUUUGCACUGUUGUUUGAGAGCAUUGCAAGAAGGGGAUUACGAUGGUUUUUAUGAAAACCUGAAGGAUGCUAAGAAGGAGCUUGUGUUGUCCAUUUCCCGUGCAAGCGAAGAAAGCACUGAAUUUAUAUACUCAACAGUAGUGAAACUUCAGUUGUCUUGGCUGAAUAAGGAUUGGAACUCUAUUAUUACGCAAACUCAGUUGCACAUGAAUUUGUUGGAGCCAUUUAUCGCGUUUAGGCGAGUUCUUCUCCAAAUCUUGGGAUGUGAGGAAUGUACCAUGCACCAUCUUUUGCAGUCUGCUUCAUUACUUCGCAAGGGAACAAGGUUUUCUCAUGCAGCUGCGUCUCUGCAUGAGUUCAAGUUUCUCUGUGCAAGAAGUGAUGGACAACAACCCGUUCCAGACUGGCUUGGAAAGCUUGAAGAGGCGAAGCUAUUACAUGCCCAAGGGCGGCAUGAAGUUUCCAUUAGUCUUGCAAACUAUAUUUUACAUAAUUAUCAAUUAAAAGAAGAGGCUUCAGAUAUAUAUCGUGUGAUUGGAAAGUGGCUAGCAGAAACCAGAUCUAGCAACUCUAGAACAAUUUUAGAGAAGUAUCUCAGGCCUGCAGUUUCGCUUGCUGAAGAGCAGAGUUCCAAGAUCUGCAAAAGAUUGGUAGAUAGACAGAGCCAAGCUUGGUUUCAUCUGGCUCAUUAUGCAGAUGCUCUAUUUAAGAGUUAUGAGGAAAGACUCUACUCCAGUGAAUGGCAAGCUGCAAUGCGGCUACGAAAACACAAGGCGGAGCAAUCUGACUAUUCACUGAAGAUCCAAGAUCUGCAGAAGCAACUAACAAUGGAUAAAGAAGAAGCAGAAAAACUGCAGGUUGACAGGGAUAACUUUCUGAAACUUGCAUUGGAGGGGUAUAAACGUUGUCUGGAAAUUGGUGACAAGUAUGAUGUUCGAGUGGUAUUUCGGCAAGUAUCCAUGUGGUUCAAUCUUGCCUCCCAGAAAAAUGUUAUUGAUAACAUGUUGAGCACCAUUAAAGAGGUUCAGUCUUACAAAUUUGUACCCCUUGUUUAUCAAAUUGCUUCAAGGUUGGGCAGUUCCAAAGAUGAAUCAGGAUCUAACAGCUUUCAGUCUGCACUGGUUUCGCUUAUCAGAAAAAUGGCCAUUGAUCAUCCAUACCAUACAAUCUUGCAGGGCUUGCUAGAAGUGCACAAGCUUCUGGCUUUGGCAAACGGUGAUCGUAUCAAGGAUAACCAACGCAGUAGAAAUUCUUUCGUGGUUGAUAUGGAUAAAAAGCUUGCAGCAGAGCAUCUCCUGCAGGAUAUAUCACAUUAUCAUGGGCCUAUGAUUAGACAAAUGAAACAACUGGUAGAUAUCUACAUCAAGCUUGCAGAGCUUGAAACAAGGAGAGAGGAUACCAAUAGAAGGGUAGCGCUACCAAGAGAAAUUCGUAGUGUGAAACAAUUAGAACUUGUACCUGUAGUGACUGCUACAAUUCCUGUUGAUCGUAGCUGCCAAUACAAUGAAGGGUCAUUCCCGUUUUUCAGAGGUUUAUCAGAUUCUGUUACAGUGAUGAACGGUAUAAAUGCUCCAAAAGUUAUGGAACAAUUUUUUGGACUCGUCAAUACCUUUCUACACAAUAACCGAGACACUUGGAAGAGAAGAUUAGCGGUGCGCACAUACAAGGUUAUUCCUUUUACUCCAAGCGCUGGUGUUCUUGAGUGGGUUGAUGGCACAAUUCCACUUGGAGAUUAUCUUAUAGGAAGCUCAAGGAGUGAGGGCGCUCAUGGUCGUUAUGGCAUUGGAAACUGGAAAUAUCCCAAAUGCCGAGAACAUAUGUCGAGUGCGAAGGACAAGCGCAAUGCCUUCAUGGAUGUCUGUACAAACUUCAGGUUUCGUUUUUUGUGGAACGUUAAUUUAACUUACUCCGUUGGGUACAUCGUUGGUCUUGGUGAUCGUCAUGCCAUGAAUAUUUUAAUCGAUCAAGCUACAGCAGAAGUUGUCCACAUAGAUCUUGGAGUUGCUUUUGAACAAGGAUUAAUGCUCAAGACUCCUGAAAGGGUUCCGUUCAGACUGACAAGAGACAUAAUUGAUGGAAUGGGUAUCACAGGAGUGGAAGGCGUUUUCAGGAGAUGUUGCGAAGAAACCCUGUCUGUGAUGCGAACAAAUAAAGAGGCGCUGCUAACUAUUGUCGAAGUUUUUAUACAUGAUCCUCUGUACAAAUGGGCCUUGUCCCCCUUAAAGGCUUUGCAAAGACAGAAGGAAACUGAAGAUUAUGAUGGCAUGAACUUGGAAGGGUUACAAGAGGAAUUCGAGGGAAACAAGGAUGCUACACGUGCCUUGAUGCGUGUCAAGCAGAAACUUGAUGGAUACGAGGGUGGUGAGAUGAGAAGUAUUCAUGGCCAGGCGCAGCAACUAAUACAAGAUGCAAUUGACACAGAUCGUUUGUCCCAUAUGUUCCCUGGCUGGGGAGCGUGGAUGUAACCGACCUUCUAUAUGCUCCAAUUUUUUGUCUGUGAAUAGAGAAAUCUUUAUGUAAAGUUGAUAAUACUCGGCUGCCAAAUUUUGUCUAGCUUAGGAGGGGAGGGAGCAAUCUAAAAACGGCUUUUGCGUGGUACAGAACGAAUAUGUGAAGCAACAAGCUCAAGCGUAAAUAUAUUACUUCUUUUGGGCAUUUUGCAUUUUGGCUCAUGAAGUAAAAGAAUUUCACUAGA
This is a messenger RNA of Arabidopsis arenosa, 8491 nucleotides long. Lineage: Eukaryota; Viridiplantae; Streptophyta; Magnoliopsida; Brassicales; Brassicaceae. The record is from the annotation of a GenBank genome assembly.